Molecule: messenger RNA, 6493 nt
Organism: Perca flavescens (yellow perch)
Lineage: Eukaryota; Metazoa; Chordata; Actinopteri; Perciformes; Percidae
Gene: cmya5
Product: cardiomyopathy associated 5
Exons: 14
Coding region: 170-5983 (1937 amino acids)
Cellular component (GO): cytoplasm
Molecular function (GO): protein binding
Source: RefSeq, a predicted model, not a curated record
UAUUUCUGUCUCUGGCUGAGUCAGAUGGACUGCUCCCAACUUAGAAUGACACAAACAGGCAGACCAACUCUUCCGAAAUCACAGUGGCUGAAACAUCAAGAGGACUCUAAAAUCCACAGAAAAACAACAUUGGAGACUGCAAAGGGGAGAGCUGUAACUUAUUACCAAGAUGGAGGAAUGUGAGAGUCUGGACUCUGAGAUGACGGAGCUGCAGGAGUUUCAGAGUGAGGCUUCAGAGGCCAUCAGCCAGGACGAUGAAGACGAGGUGGAGGAACUGCAAAACAGUCUGCGAGAGGUUGUCCAGGACCAGUCCGUGAAGCCCAAAUUCCAGUGCCUGAUGGUGGAUCCGUCAUUCUCUAUGGUAACUGUUCAGAGUGAGGACAGUGGUAUUGUUUGGGAGACAGCCUCUAGCCGCUGCUCUACUCCCUGGGCCUCUGAGACCAGCUCCAUCUCUGAAGCCUACAGCAUGGAGGGCUCUGGAGCCGCAGGAAAGAUCACCAUCGUCUUCGAUGAGGAGAAAAUAGUCCGCAGGAGGACGAGGUCUGGAGGAAGGAGCAGCAGGCUGGGGGACAGGCUGAGCCGACCUGGUAGUUCAAGAUCAGCUUCAGCCCUUGGAGUGGAGAGACCGGAGAUGGCAGAGGUUUCCCUCCCCAAUGUUAAACAGGAGAAAACCGAAACAGAGCCAGACUUGGAGGAAAUCAAAAAUAAAGAUCAGCAGCUGUUUAGUUUGAUUUCAGAGGGUUAUGAGAUUCUCAACAUCAGAGUCCCCUCCAAACUUCCCACUGUGGAUGAGGAAGAGAGCACAGAGUUGCAGGACAAUUUGUCUUAUUUGGACGAGACUCCAAAGAUCAGGUCCCGAAACCACCAUGACUGGACACAGCAACAAAACCAUACCCUGCCAGAGGAGGGGGAAAUGAUGCAUCACCAAGAGCCCUUAAAGCAAGACUCUGCUGACACAGAGCUCAGACACACUCAGAAGGAGAGCACCGGCGACAUAGACUACUUUGAGAAGUUUACUCUGGUUGAUGUGGUGACUCCUGGAGAAGAAGCUCCAGAGCUGCAGGAGGAGGCAGAACAGCCUGCAGCGAAGCCCCAAGUGGAGGAGCAAAAGCCGGCUAAGGAGACAGCCACAGACAGCCCGUCUGCAUCAGAGGACUCCUUUGUCUUUGUUACAGAUGUGGAGAUAGUUGGGGAACGCUUGGAUGAGGUCUUCUACGGAGAAGGAGCUCCUGCUGAGGCACUGCCGAGGAGAGAAGACAAUGAGGCGGAGAGUGCAAUGAGAAGGAGACGAGAGAGCCAGAGAUCUGGGAAGGAGAAUGGCUCAGCGUUAUUUGGGAGUGAAGAGACCACUCUCACGCCCAUUUAUAUAUCCUCUGGACCCCCUAAGAUCAUUGACCUCAUCCUGCUGGAAGAGCCCACCGCCAUGUCCUUUAUGUAUUCAGACCUUUACGAAGACGCUGUAGGCGAGAGGACGAAGAGCGACGGGGAACACUCCGAGGCAGAGAGCGUGGCAUCUGAGAAGACCUAUAGGAGACGUUUGUCAGAUUCCGAGGAGGCUGACGGGUACCUGGAGAAGUUUAUUUUGAAGGAUGAAACUCCCACAGUGGAGGAUCAACCAGAAUCACUAGAGGAUAAGAGGGAGGGGAGGAUGAUGUGGUCGCAGUCUGAGUUUGACACAACAGGAUGUCUAACAAGACUGGACAGAGAAGAAGACAAGGACAAGACAAAGACAGAGGAAACAACGACUCAGGAAGUCAGUGUUGGAGAUAACAGCGACGACUUACAAUCAGCAACAUUCGAAGAGAAAAGAGUAAUAGUUACAGAGACAGAAAAGGAGAGGGAGGAAAUACAACUUUCCAUGGGGACUGAAGAGCAGACUGUCAGAGAAGCCUCGGAAGAAUCAGUUCAUGAGUCUAAACUGGAAGAGGAUCAGAUGGAGGAUCUGGAGGUGACACGUGAGGUAAAGCGAGACCAGACUGAGCCUCCUGAGAGCAGCACUGAUGAACCACUUCCAGAAACUCAGCAGGUGGACAGUAAAGUAGAGAAAACAGAGCAGAGUGAAGAACAUCAGAGAGAAGUGCCAGCAGAAACAACUAGCAUGAUUGAAACUGAGCAGCCAUGUCAGAGACAAAAAGUGGUAGAAAAAACAGCUCAGGUGGUUGUAAAUGCUGCAGAGGAGACAGCCGUGGUAACACCUGUAAGAAGCGAGGCGCCUCCCAUCAUCACUGAGAAGACUUUCUCUAAGGAGGCAGCUGCUGACACUGAGAUGGUGGCUGCUGAUGAGAAAGUAGUUACUGAGGCCAUAGCAAAGGCCCCGGCUGAAGCGAAAGAUCUUGAGACUGAAAGACAGGAAACUGUUACCUCUACUGAACAAGCGGAAACAACUAGCAUUAUUGAAACUGAACAAUCAUGUCAGACACAAAAAGCAGUAGAAAAAACAGCUCAGGUGGUUGUAAAUGCUGCAGAGGAGACAGCUGUGGUAACACCUGUAAGCAGCGAGGCGCCUCCCAUCAUCACUGAGAAGAGUUUGUCUGAGGAGGCAGCUGCUGACACUGAGAUGGUGGCUGCUGAUGAGAAAGUAGUUACUGAGGCCAUAGCAAAGGCCCCGGCUGAAGUGAAAGAACCUGAGACUGAUAGACAGGAAAUUGUUACCUCUACUGAAUCAGCGGAAACAACUAGCAUUAUUGAAACUGAGCAGCCAUGUCAGACACAAAAAGUGGUAGAAAAAAACACUCAGGUGGCUGUAAAUGCUGCAGAGGAGACAGCCGUGGUAACACCUGUAAGCAGCGAGGCGCCUCCCAUCAUCACUGAGAAGAGUUUGUCUGAGGAGGCAGCUGCUGACACUGAGAUGGUGGCUGUUGAUGAGAAAGUAGUUACUGAGGCCAUAGCAAAGGCCCCGGCUGAAGUGAAAGAACCUGAGAUUGAUAGACAGGAAAUGCUCACCUCUACUGAAAUAGAGUCAUCUGCCGAAACAACACUAAAAGAAGCAUUGGAAGUUGUUCCUGAAGAUGUUGCACCUGUUGAGGUCACCACUGACUGUGAUUCUGCAGUACAGGCAUUAGUGGAGGUCACUGAAAAAGCCGCGGAUGAAAGAGAGAUCCAAACUCAAGUUCAGAUUGAUCUUCGGGAAGUUACAAGUGUUGAGACAACGGAUGUUCACACAGCUGAAGGAGAGGAGGAACAAGAGGCUCUGGCAGAGGAAAGUACAGUUGAGAGCCAGCCGUCUGAAUUUAUUACUGAAGCUGAUCAGGAGUCAGAUGUUAAAGCUGGGAUCUCAAAUGAAGUAACUGAACCGGUGUUGCCAGAAGAAGUGAAGACAGAUUCAGAUAAGAAACAGCUUAAAAUUCUUGAAUCCAAGCAGCAUCAAAAAGAGGAGUCAGUAACUGACAAUGAGCUGAUAACUGAAGCCAAAGAUAAAAACCCCACGGAGGACACUGUUGCUCAGGGGAUGGUGAAUGUGGGUGAUGAGUUCAUCCUCCUUGUCCCCAAAGGACAAGCUGUAGAGAUGGACAUAGCAAUCAGUCAGUCGUCAGAGAAGACUACAGGUGAUACAGUAGCUCUCUCUGAACCUGACAGCACAUGUGAACAUCUCAUAGCACCUGAAACCACCACAACAUGCCCAGACACUCUUCAGGCCCCAAAUGUAGAAACAAUGACAGAGCCUCAACUGGAAAUAAAACCUGACAUUGUUUUAAAUGAAGACGCACUACCCAGAAACGAGUUAGACAGGAGGUACUCUCCUCCAGCUCAUGUGGAGGAGGCCAACACAGAGGAGCAGAGGAUGGACUGGGACUUUGAAGAAGACGAGGGCAACCUUUCCCCUCUGAGGAGCUGUACUCCCCAGGAGGAUUUGUCCGGGCUACAAAGAGAGAAUACAAAGUCAGGAACAGCAGAUGUAGAACAAAAGGCAGACAUUCACAAGGUGGAAGAUGCCCCAGAAACAAGCAUUGUUACAGAGGAUUUCAGUCCAGAGAUUGAUCUGCACAGAGAAGAUGUAGAAGAAAAGAUAGAGCAAGAUGAGGCAGUUGCAGAGGCUCCAGAGGUGAUUGCUGAGGAGCUUGAAUACGAGAUAAUAUCUAAACAGGAUGCAAAAGAUAUGCCAGAACCUGAAACACAAAGAGAUGCAGAGGAACCAAAACCUGAGUCUGGUCAGGAGAGAGAAGAGAGGAUGGAGGUGGAGACGGAGGAGAAAGUCUUGGAUCUGCCCCCAGAAGAAGAACUCAUUGAGGCUGACUAUGAAAUCAUCGAUGCAGAGGAGCAGAGUCAGGCCCGACUGGCUGCUGAGCUGCAGGGGAUGGACUGGUUCUGUAUCACCUGUGGAUGUCUGCUGGCCGAGGAUGACUAUGUGUCUGGAGAGCAUCACGGCCACGAAGUUGCUGCUGUGGACCAAGCCUACGAGGAAAUCAAGGAGAAGCUGAGUGACUGGAUCUCAGAACUUCAGGGGAGGUCAGAGAACAUCGAGGACCUGGUGUCUGAGCUUGAACUGGCUUACAACUCUGUAGAGGACCAGUGUGUGGAGAGCGAGGCAGCGAUGCGGGUGCAGAAUGAGGAGAUGAUGGCUCUGGUGAUGGAGCAGUACAACGACAUGUCUGUCAGCAUGGAAGAGGAGAAGAAGGCCAAGCUGGAGCAGCUAUAUGACCAGAUUGUCUCCUUCCAGGAGAGCAUCGACUUCACCAAAGCCACUCUGGAGACCACGGCCAGAGAGGCUGACACUGACGCACGGUCACCUGAAGACAUUCAUGCAAGUCUAAAGGCAGCUCUGGACUCAGCCAUGUCACUGGAGCUGGGUCCCAAGGGACUGCUGGUGUUCGAGGACUAUGCCAAGGGCAACACUUCCAGCUCUCACCUCGCACAGCGCAAGGGAAUCCCAGUGCCUCAGAGACCUACGCUGCAGCCUCAGGAGUCAGGCUCAGCCACCAGCACUAGUGUCACCGUUUACUGGAGGGUCAACCCUGGAGAUAUCAUAGACUGCUUCCAGGUCUACUGCAUGGAGGAUCCACAAGGAGCUGUGUCAGAGGAGUACCGUGUGACAGUGAAGGAGAGUUAUUGUGUCCUGGAGGAGCUGGAGCCUGACAGGACAUACAAGGUGUGGGUGAUGGCUGUCAACUAUACAGGCUGCUCUCUGCCCAGCGAGAGACUCUCCUUCAGAACUGCUCCAUCAGUGCCAGUGAUUGACACCGAGCGCUGUACUGUCAUGUGGGAUUCAGCCACGCUGCGGUGGAGCUCAGCAAGUCAGACUCCCGAACACAGUUACACCCUAGAGUACUGUCGCCAGUAUGAACUGGAGGGAGAGGGGCUCAGGUCCCUCACAGGCAUCAAAAGCUGUGAACAGAGGGUUCUCCUGCAGCCCAAUGAGAAUUAUCUGUUUUACAUCAAAGCUGUGAACGAGUCUGGAGCCAGCGAACAGAGCGAGGCUGCCCUCAUUUCCACCAAAGGUACAAGGUUCCACCUGCUGAAAGCCUCAGCUCACCCUGCCCUGGAGCUGUCAGUGGACCAGACCACCCUCCACUACUCUCAGGACGCACAUAAAAACACACCAUCUACAGACAAUGAGUGUCCAUCCAUCCUGGGUGAGUUGUUGCCGGCACAAGGGCAUUACUACUGGGAGACCCUUGUGUCAGGAAGCACAGCUUACAGGCUAGGAGUGGCAUACAGCACAGCCAAUAGAAGCAGCCCACUCGGGGAAAACAGCCUGUCAUGGUGUUUGCAGUGUAUUCCUACACCAUCAGGCUGCAGGUAUCAGCUGCUCCACAAUGAAGUCCAGUCCAGUGUGUUUGUGAUUGAGAUGCCUGAGCGAGUGGGUACUCUCCUGGAUUACCAGCGUGGUCGUUUAUCUUUCUACAAUGCCCAAAGUGGUCAGUUGUUAGGCACUUUCUGCCAGCGCUUCACCCAGCCGUGCCACCCUACCCUGGCCCUGGAGAUGCCCGGCAGCCUGGAGGUCAGCAUGGUGCUGGAGGUGCCGGAGUUUACCAAGGACAGCUAGCUCUGCUAUCUGCCUCACACACUGAGGAGUUUACAGUUCAUGUUGGACAUAUUUUAAUUUGAAUGUUCUUACUGUAUUAUAAUUGAUGACCACCAUUGCAUUACUGAGAAAGGUGCAGAUAUGGCAGGACAUAAAAUAUACAAAUAUCAGAAGACAUGCUGGGUCCUAUUCUUUUAAAGAGGCCUCAUUGAUGGGUUUGUGUGUUCUAGUGAGAUCCAACCAUAUUGCAAUCAAACACACACUGUAUCAUUACUGAGACAAACAAUAGAGUCUGUCAUCACGAAGUUUAGACACUGAGUUUAUAGCUCCAAGAGACAUACUGUGGCACUUUUGAACUGCAUUUCAUAUUGUGAAUGUGUGUAAAUAACCUUUGUAAACAGAUGUGAUCUCUUCUAUAUUUAAUGUGUGAUUCGCAACAAGUGGAGAUGGCCUGUUUUCCUUUCUUUGUCUUGUAAACUGAUUUUCACGUCUGAGUUUGAAUGAACAUGUUUAUUUUUCUAUUUGCAAAAA